AUGACUACAUUAAAGAAAUUGAAUUUCAUCACCGGCAACAAGAACAAACUGGCCGAGGUUAGAGCGAUUCUGGGCAAUGCAAUUGAGGUCGAUAACCAGGGGCUUGACGUUCCGGAGAUACAAGGGACUAUUGAAGAAAUUGCCAGAGAAAAGUGCAGGCGUGCAGCGGAAGUGAUCGAAGGCCCAGUUCUCACGGAGGACACGGCACUUGAGUUUCACGCACUGAAAGGGCUUCCUGGCCCAUACAUCAAAUCAUUCCUUGAUGUUUUGGGCCAUGAGGGAUUGAAUAAAAUCCUCGAUUCAUUCGAGGACAAAUCGGCAGAUGCGAUAUGUACAUUCGCUUUCUGCCACGGCCCCGGCUCAGAGCCAGUUUUAUUUCAGGGAAGAACGAAGGGUGUAAUUGUCAGACCGAGAGGUCCAUCAAACUUUGGUUGGGAUCCAAUUUUCGAGUAUGAAGGGAAAACAUAUGCUGAAAUGGACAAAGAGGAGAAGAACCAAAUAUCGCACAGGUAUAAAGCCUUGGAGAAAUUGCAGCGUUGGCUUGUCCAGGAAAAAUCCUGA
Aspergillus pseudotamarii is the source of this 561-nucleotide messenger RNA. Its product is annotated as non-canonical purine NTP pyrophosphatase. The coding region runs from base 1 to 561 and encodes 186 amino acids. Lineage: Eukaryota; Fungi; Ascomycota; Eurotiomycetes; Eurotiales; Aspergillaceae. Gene Ontology annotation, biological process: nucleoside triphosphate catabolic process. The transcript is spliced from 6 exons. Gene Ontology annotation, molecular function: nucleoside triphosphate diphosphatase activity. The record is from RefSeq and is a predicted model, not a curated record. Gene Ontology annotation, cellular component: cytoplasm.